This is a messenger RNA of Anthostomella pinea, 240 nucleotides long. Lineage: Eukaryota; Fungi; Ascomycota; Sordariomycetes; Xylariales; Xylariaceae. The record is from the annotation of a GenBank genome assembly.
AUGCCUGCCGAGCUUCAAAACGCCAUCUGGGAGAUAGCCAGCAACGGAGAAGAGCCGAAGCCCAAGAUCCUCCAAUUCGAGGCAUCGAAGGAUGGAGAAAUUGAGGUGGUAAACCAGCACCAGAUGCUGGUUAAGAUGGCCCUGGACACCACGUUCUCAACCCUCUCCAACGGUCAAGUCAUGAGCUCAGAUGACGUCCUCUACUUCGACCCGGCGCUGUCAUCACUAGACCAGACAUAA